AUGCAAUCUACUUCUGACGCGAGCGCUGGAUUCCCUCAUGUACGUCGCUGCUUCUACGUCCAUGGGAAGCCAGCUGUUAAUGAUGGCACCGUCGACCCCGCCGCGACGAGUUGCACUCUGUACGUCGAGCAUCUCACUCCCUACACUUCGACACCACCGACAGCCGGGAGCAAGAGCAAACCACCACCCAUCAUCUUCAUCCCCGGCGCGGCCCACACCAGCGCAUGCUGGGUGACGACGCCAGACGGCCGGCCGGGCUGGUCGUCAUACUUCCUCGCCCGCGGCCACGACGUCUACCUCGUCGACCCGCCCUUCACGGGGCGCAGCCCUUGGGCGCCGCAUUUCUCUCACUCGGCUUCGUCUUCCGAUGUGCUCACCACGAUUCCGGCGCAAGUCAUCGCGGGCCGCUGGACAGCGCUCGCGCAGCAGGCGCCGUGGCCGCAGGCGCGGCUGCACACGCAGUGGCCCGGCACGGGGCGGCCGGGCGAUGCGGCAUUCGAGGCGCUCGCCGCGUCGCUCGUGGCGCUGCCGCACGACGUGCCCGAGGCGGCGACACAGCGGGCGAUGCGGGCGGCGGGCGCGGCGCUGGUGGACCGGAUCGUCGGCGAGGCCAGAAGAAGAGGCCGGGGGGAUGAUCAUCGGGCGGACAUAGGCGAAGAGGAAGAAGAAGAAGAGGUGGUUGUGCUCGUCGCGCACAGUUUAGGCGCGCCGCGAGCCCUGUUGAUCGCUGACGCGCGCCCGUCGCACGUGUCCGGGUUGGUGCUGCUCGAGCCAAACGGCCCGCCGUGGAGCGAGCAGGCGCUGGGCGGCAUGCUUCUGAAGAGGCCGUGGGGGUUGACCGAGGCGGAGAUUACGUGGAGCCCUCCUCGUGGUCUUUCAGCGAUUGCUGGUGGACAUGAUGAGGCUGGGGUGGUGGCUGUUGGGGAUGAUCGUGAUGAUGAUGAUGUGCGCGGUGGCGAUCAUACCGUUAUCACCCCUCAGGAGGCCCACUUCAACUUGAAGACGGAGAAAUCGACCGAUCCGGCAAGGAAUGACUGUACGCUGCAAGUCGAGGAUGAGAGCAGCGGUAUCGCACCCCGGGUGUUGAGUAAUCUCGUGGACGUGCCUGUCGCAGUCAUCACCGGCGAGGCCAGCCAUCACGCAAUGUACGACUGGUGUACCGUCCGGUUCUUGCGCCAGGCAGGCGUCAAGAGAGUCGAUCACAUCGAGCUUUGGAAGAAGGGCAUCCGGGGUAACGGGCACCUGUUCAUCUCCGAGAAGAACAGCGACGAGAUUGCUGAAGUGACGAGGGUGUGGAUCGACAGCCUAGGUGCACGUUGA
Lasiodiplodia theobromae is the source of this 1320-nucleotide messenger RNA. RefSeq lists its product as uncharacterized. Bases 1 to 1320 code for a protein of 439 amino acids. NCBI's taxonomy places the organism in Eukaryota, Fungi, Ascomycota, Dothideomycetes, Botryosphaeriales, Botryosphaeriaceae. The record is from RefSeq and is a predicted model, not a curated record. The transcript has a single exon.